AUGGGGGUCUGUGGGUACCUGUUCCUGCCCUGGAAGUGCCUCGUGGUCGUGUCUCUCAGGCUGCUGUUCCUUGUACCCACAGGAGUGCCCGUGCGCAGCGGAGAUGCCACCUUCCCCAAAGCUAUGGACAACGUGACGGUCCGGCAGGGGGAGAGCGCCACCCUCAGGUGCACGAUUGACAACCGGGUCACCCGGGUGGCCUGGCUGAACCGCAGCACCAUCCUCUAUGCCGGGAACGACAAGUGGUGUCUGGACCCCCGCGUGGUCCUCCUGAGCAACACCCAGACCCAGUACAGCAUCGAGAUCCAGAACGUGGACGUGUACGACGAGGGCCCGUACACCUGCUCCGUGCAGACGGACAACCACCCCAAGACCUCCCGGGUGCACCUCAUCGUGCAAGUAUCUCCCAAAAUUGUAGAGAUUUCUUCUGAUAUCUCCAUCAACGAAGGCAACAAUGUCAGCCUCACCUGCAUAGCAACGGGUCGACCAGAGCCGACGGUUACUUGGAGACACAUCUCCCCCAAAGCUGUGGGCUUUGUGAGCGAAGAUGAAUACUUGGAGAUCCAGGGCAUCACGAGGGAGCAGUCGGGGGACUAUGAGUGCAGCGCCUCCAAUGAUGUGGCUGCCCCAGUGGUGCGGAGAGUCAAGGUCACCGUGAACUAUCCUCCAUAUAUUUCAGAAGCUAAGGGGACAGGUGUCCCCGUGGGACAGACGGGGACGCUGCAGUGUGAAGCCUCCGCGGUUCCCUCGGCAGAAUUCCAGUGGUACAAGGAUGACAAAAGGCUGGUUGAAGGAAAGAAGGGGGUCAAAGUGGAAAACAGACCUUUCCUCUCCAAACUCAUCUUCCUCAACGUCUCUGAACAUGACUAUGGGAACUACACGUGUGUGGCCUCCAACAAGCUGGGCCACACCAACGCCAGCAUCACACUGUUCGAGCUAAGUGAGCCUACAAGCUCAACUUUGUUACAAGAAGUCAGAACCACAGCUCUGACCCCUGGGAAAGGCCCGGGCGCCAUCAGCGAAGUGAGCAACGGAACGUCGAGGAGGGCUGGCUGCGUUUGGCUGCUACCUCUUCUGGUUUUGGUUUUGCACCUACUCCUCAAAUUUUGAUGUGAGUGCCACUUUCCCCGCCGGGGAGAAGCUGCCGUCACCACCGCCACCAACACAUCAGCCACGGCGACCAAGAGCAACGCGAGCAUCCCCGUUCUAAAGCAGAUACAAUCCCACGAAAUUCAGAGCCUAAGGGGACACAAAUUCGAGGGAGGGGAACAGAGAAUACUUUGGGAAAACAGGUUGAACAAGGACAUUGGAAAUCGCCUUGCAGAUACGUAGGUACAGCUGAGUUUUCUUUCUUUUCCCAAACGGGAAGAAUGCACGCGGCUUUGGACCCACCCGCAAGCUGCAUGGCGUGACCUCCGUUACCAGUCGGGCAAGGGCUCAGCCGCUCUGCCCACCACAGUGCCCCCCCCCAAGGAAAGUUCUGGAGUCGGCCACCCCAGAUUCAGUCAGUAGAGAAGAACUCAGAGGGAGGCUUGCAGGCCCAUUCCUGAACUGUGUCCCUAUUGUGUGUGUGAUGAAACGCAGCAACAAAAAGAUAAAUAAAAAGGAAAACUAAACAAGACAGCCUGUCAGCUACAAUAAUCCCACAAUCAACAGUCACAAAAGAUAUUGUUAAACUUUUUUUUUGUUUUCAUUUUACUACAUGGACAUCAUAGGUAACAAGGGAUUCUGAUUCAUUAUUAAUUUUAUUAAUUAUAUUUUCUGAUAUGAGUCUAAAACUUAGUGCAAAAACAAGACAAAACUAAAAAAGUACACAAGUGAAAGGGGUGAAGAGAAGUAUGUUUGUUAAACGUUAAACAUGAAUAGUAUACUUCUUACCUAGGUUUACAACUGGUGGACAGCACACCAGGCAUUAGCCACCUGGUGAGGAUUUGGCAAAUCCACCAAAAAAUAAGUAAAAAGCCACACAUACAAUUUAACCAACAUCUCCACCAGCGCUACAGAUGUCCUCUGCUUCUGGCAUUUGUUGCAGACAAUGCUACACUUCUACAUGCUGUUUAGAAACGGAAGGGUGACCUGCACCAUAUCUUGAGUUUGCUGGUGAUGCUUUUUUUGAUGACAUAUAUUAUACAGUAUAUAUAUACAUAUAUUUUUUUUUUGUUAGGGUUCUAGCCAUUUUCCUUCUCAGCAGGGUCCUUUCUCAGACAUUACUGCAUGCUGUAUAUGGCGUUAGCUGUGUGUUGCUCUUCUAAACGAUGAUAGAGUUUACUGGUAAUUGUGUAAUCAGCUCCUGCCCUUUUAUUUUCUUGGGUUAUUCACAUGUCAGAGACAUUUCUAAAAAGUGAAAAGAGAAACAAAGCACUAACACAAGGCGCAGCGUCUUUUCCAGGGGCCGCUCUCAGAGGCGAGGGCUAGUGCGGGGGGCCUGGCUUCUCCGUCAUGCCUCGGGCACGGACAGACAGCAAGCAGCCGGACCAACUCAGCAGUCAGUAACCACUCGCUUUAGCCCGUUACGGGAAUCUCGGAUGCCUUUGUGACCACUGGAGAAUCGAAUCCUCUUGGUUUAUUUUAUUUAAUUUCCCACCUCUGUGUGCGUGUGUAUGAAAGAGAAGAAAAUGCAGUUUUUAGGUGAUCUUUUCUUCCUCCCCCGAAGUCUGGGAACCAGAGGAGCCUCGGGGAGGGGUCGU
Messenger RNA from Lagenorhynchus albirostris (white-beaked dolphin), 2687 nucleotides. RefSeq names its product neurotrimin (gene NTM). The record is from RefSeq and is a predicted model, not a curated record. The transcript has 9 exons. Lineage: Eukaryota; Metazoa; Chordata; Mammalia; Artiodactyla; Delphinidae. Gene Ontology annotation, cellular component: neuron projection. Bases 1 to 1110 code for a protein of 369 amino acids.